AUGUGGGUGCGGGGCGGGACUCCAGGGUCCGUAGUGCCGACGUCCAGCGGGAACAGUCCUCCACGAAAAUUUAUUUAUCAAGUAUCGGUUGGUACAUCAGCGCCUAAGGACAAGCGGCUGGAAAUUGCGGGCGGGCGAGGCGCGCCUGAUGCGCUCGUCGAUACGGGACACUGGUUACUUCCUAACAUAAAUUCGGUGCACGGGAAUCGGAUAUUAUUAUUCAAUCGUACGAUCGAGGUUCGCGCGGGGGCCAUAAGUCACGGCGACGCGAGCGCCGGCGGCUGCCGUGAGCGGUGGCGCACGACCGCGAUGCCAUCGCGUCUGCAAGCACCGCUAGGCGCGAGGCGCUAUGUGCUCACCACCGCUGCGCUGCUGCGUCGCCCGCACCCACGCUGCACCUGCUGCCGCACACGCUUCCGAUACGCAUAUCUAUGUCAUUGUGGCGAUUAA
Messenger RNA from Spodoptera exigua (beet armyworm), 450 nucleotides. NCBI's taxonomy places the organism in Eukaryota, Metazoa, Arthropoda, Insecta, Lepidoptera, Noctuidae. The record is from the annotation of a GenBank genome assembly.